AUGUCUAUACAAUUGGAGAAUAACUUGAAAAAUACUGUAAACAAAGAAGUUUUUGAACAAAAAGCUCAUUACAUACCUUGUAAAAUAGACGAGAACGGCACCGCCAAUGUUCGUAAAUAUUUCGAACCGUAUAUCAAUAGUAACGAUAAUGGAGAGCUAACAGCAACAUUCCGAGGUCACCCUUUGGAUGGCAUAAAAAUGAAUGUACCAGAAGGAUACCGGGCCGUAGUUGUCACUGAAGCCAAGAGACCACUAGCUGAAGAUGCAGAACGAAGGUUCCAGGUAGCUGGGGGCUUCAAACAGUUCACAUACUGGAACUGGGACAAGAAACCUUCAAAAAAUGAUAACUUGGUUAAAGCUUUGGAUUGGAUUGACAUUGCUGAAGCGAUUCAUGGUGACCAAGUAUAACUUCUAAAUAGACAAAUUUUUCAAAGAUAGAAAUUAAGCAGAGACAUUUAUCUGAACUUCUGAAUAAUAAUACCUCUGUAUAAACUCCCAGAAUGAU
Messenger RNA from Hyposmocoma kahamanoa, 505 nucleotides. Its product is annotated as ribonuclease H2 subunit C. Gene Ontology annotation, biological process: RNA catabolic process. The transcript is spliced from 4 exons. The record is from RefSeq and is a predicted model, not a curated record. Gene Ontology annotation, cellular component: ribonuclease H2 complex. Lineage: Eukaryota; Metazoa; Arthropoda; Insecta; Lepidoptera; Cosmopterigidae. The coding region runs from base 1 to 408 and encodes 135 amino acids.